AUGGCGUCGGAGAAUGGCAACGAUGGUAGUGAGCGGGGAUGUAGCCGAGAGGAGGGGUAUAACGUGGUGGUCGGACUUUCAACAGUGGUGGCGGAAAUAGGGUGGGUCAGCGGUGGAAAGAAGGUGGCGGUGGUUGCUUCGUGUCGGCAGUGGGUGGCAGCCCCACUGUUGGGGUUUCCUGCUUUGGUCAACAGAAAAGAAGGAAGGAGCGGAGAUGGUGGCUGGUUGUCGGAAUUCCUUGGCAAUAGCUCGGUAGUGGGUGCUAGUCACGGUCCAAGGGGAAAGAUGGAGGCUGGUGAUGUUUAUUCUAACAAUGGUGGAAGUAGACAGUGGUGGCCGACUGUGGUGGUUUGGGUUGCCAGAAAAUGA
Molecule: messenger RNA, 369 nt
Organism: Lactuca saligna
Lineage: Eukaryota; Viridiplantae; Streptophyta; Magnoliopsida; Asterales; Asteraceae
Source: the annotation of a GenBank genome assembly